Molecule: messenger RNA, 330 nt
Organism: Triticum turgidum subsp. durum (durum wheat)
Lineage: Eukaryota; Viridiplantae; Streptophyta; Magnoliopsida; Poales; Poaceae
Source: the annotation of a GenBank genome assembly
AUGCGACGCAUGCUAACCGGUGAGGCGGUGGGUGCCAUGGCGUUUCGGUUCGGGCCAACGCGGGUGGUGGAGGUUGGCUGCACCACAGAAGGCGAAGACGGGUGGGUGGUGACGGAGGGUUGGGCCGGGGUUGGGGAGCGGGACUACUGGGUUCACGCGUGGUGCCUCCAUGCAGGCGUCAUCACAAGUUUCCGUGAGUACUUCAACACAUCCGUCACCGUCAGGGAGGUAGGCCGGCCCGCCAAGGAGGAUGUGGUAUGGGCUGUGUGGGAAAGCCAAUCGCCCAAGCCCAAGGGCCGCUCCAUGCCGGGCCUAGUGCUUGCGAUUUGA